Messenger RNA from Uranotaenia lowii, 2316 nucleotides. Its product is annotated as transketolase-like protein 2. NCBI's taxonomy places the organism in Eukaryota, Metazoa, Arthropoda, Insecta, Diptera, Culicidae. The transcript is spliced from 4 exons. Gene Ontology annotation, molecular function: transketolase activity; thiamine pyrophosphate binding. The record is from RefSeq and is a predicted model, not a curated record. The coding region runs from base 122 to 2005 and encodes 627 amino acids.
GAAACAACUCUAAGUCCAGUCGAGAGGCAGCUUUCGCGGUGUUAGGACGUGGUUAAAAUAACGGUGACGUUUCUUAUCAGCAAGUUCUUCAGUGAUAGUGACACAGCAAAUAAUUACUAAAAUGCCUACUUAUCACAAGCCGGAAUCCAAAACCAUCCAAGAGCUAAAGGAUAUUGCUCAUAAGCUUCGUAUUCAUUCAAUUACCUCGACGCAAGCCUCUAAAUCCGGGCAUCCAACAUCAUGUGCGUCGAUUGCCGAAAUUAUGUCGGUGUUGUUUUUCAACACGAUGCGUUACAAAAUCUCGGCCCCACGAGACGCUUCAUCCGAUCGGUUCAUACUUUCCAAAGGACAUGCUGCACCCAUCCUGUACGCCGCGUGGGCUGAAGCUGGCCUCUUCCCGGUUGAGCAACUCAUGAAUCUCCGGAAAAUAGAUUCCGACUUGGAAGGGCAUCCGACUCCAAGACUGAACUUUAUUGAUGUUGGAACUGGAUCUUUGGGUCAGGGUGUUGCUGUUGCUAGCGGAAUGGCUUACAUAGGCAAGAACCUUGACAAAGCCGAUUACCGCACGUACGUUUUGGUUGGAGAUGGUGAAUCCGCCGAAGGUUCCGUCUGGGAAUCUCUUCAUUUCGCUGGUCAUUACAAGCUUGACAAUCUCUGUGUCAUCUUUGAUGUGAACCGGCUAGGCCAGUCGGAACCUACUUCAUUGCAACAUCAAAUGGAAGUCUACCGGAAGCGAUUGGAUGCAUUUGGUUUCAAUGCUAUUGUUGUUGAUGGUCACGAUGUGGAGGAACUUUGCAAAGCUUUUUUCGAGGCUUCAUCUACAAAGGACAGGCCAACGGCCAUCAUUGCCAAAACAUUUAAGGGAAAACACUUCCCUAAUAUUGAAGAUUUGGACAACUGGCAUGGAAAACCCUUGGGAGAUUCUGCCAACACAGUAAUUGAACACUUGCAAUCUCUUAUCCGUAAUGCUGGACCUGUAGCGAUUGCUCCACCUUCUCCGCAGAAGGAAAAUGCCAAGAAGGUCAACAUCAGUAACAUCAAGUUAGCGACACCACCAUCGUACAAACUCGGUGAAUCAGUCGCAACUCGAUUGGCCUAUGGCACCGCCCUGGCUAAAAUUGCGAUGAAUAACGAUCGUGUCAUAGCUUUGGAUGGCGACACUAAGAAUUCUACUUUCUCGGACAAGUUGCGCAAAGCAUUCCCAGAGCGCUACAUUGAAUGUUUUAUUGCUGAACAAAAUUUAGUAGGUGUGGCCAUUGGAGCAGCCUGUCGAGACCGUACCGUGGCGUUCGUUUCGACCUUUGCUACAUUCUUUACCAGAGCCUUCGAUCAGAUCCGUAUGGGUGCUAUCUCCCAGACCAAUGUUAACUUUGUCGGAUCACACUGUGGUGUGAGCAUUGGUGAAGACGGCCCCAGUCAGAUGGGUUUGGAGGAUAUUGCUAUGUUUAGAACUAUCCCCGGUAGCACCGUUUUCUAUCCUUCGGAUGCUGUCAGUACAGAACGGGCUGUUGAGCUGGCUGCUAACACUAAGGGCGUCUGUUUCAUUCGUACAUCACGUCCCAACACCGCUGUUAUCUACGACAACAAUGAACCAUUCCAGGCAGGCAAGGCUAAGAUUGUCAAACAAUCCGCCAACGAUUCUGUCUUGCUUAUCGGUGCCGGCAUCACUCUCUACGAAGCAUUGAACGCAGCCACUGAGUUGGAAAAAUCAGGCGUCCAUGCUCGUGUGCUGGAUCCGUUCACUAUCAAGCCGCUGGAUACGCAAACCAUCGUGCAAAACGCCAUCCAGUGUGGUGGGCGUAUUGUUGUGGUAGAAGAUCACUACAAGCAAGGCGGUUUGGGCGAAGCUGUUAUGUCGGCAGUCGCUGAUCAGCGUAAUAUUGUCGUCAAGCAUCUGGGUGUCGAGCAGGUUCCUCGAUCCGGACCACCGACCGUGCUUAUUGACAUGUUUGGUAUUUCGGCACGAAGCGUUGUGGCAGCCGUUAAUGAUAUUCUCAAAAUCUAAAGAUGACUGCCGGUCGGCUCAUUUUUCAAAACAAAAAAUAAUUCAUUCCGGGAUCCAGUGAAAACUGAUCCCUGAAAUGAACAACGUUUACUACAUUCCCUUUUCGAUUCGACAUUAUUCCCAGCUUUUACUGAUUAUCUUCUACAUAAAGCAAAAGUGCAUUUGUUCCUUAGACAUUAAGAGGGUUGUUUUUUUUUUGAAUAUAAUUCAAAAGUUUUCCUUUUCAUUGUUGUAAACAGCCAAAUUGGUACGAUUACUUAUUUUGUGUGAGACAAUAUGAUCAUAUCAAAUAAAAUUUUUGCAUAAAAUUA